This is a messenger RNA of Aspergillus puulaauensis, 630 nucleotides long. RefSeq lists its product as uncharacterized. Lineage: Eukaryota; Fungi; Ascomycota; Eurotiomycetes; Eurotiales; Aspergillaceae. The transcript has 2 exons. The record is from RefSeq and is a predicted model, not a curated record. Bases 1 to 630 code for a protein of 209 amino acids.
AUGAAUUUCUACUACGCUUUUGAUGCCGACGGUCGAGGCAAAGGCCAGGCGCCGAUGAUCAAGACCGGGUUUUGGGUCGGAUAUCAAGCCUCCACGAACAACUCUGUCAUCAACAUUAAUCGCACGUCUGAGAUUGCAGUGCGCGUGGGCAAUCUAACCGGCGCACCGUCGGGGGGUAACAACGGAUGUGACGGUGUCUGGGGUUCGGCUUGCUCGACCGACCUCAAGACAUACCUGCAGGAGACUAUACUAGAGUAUGUGCAGAAUGCCGACACAUACACCAACCCUCUUAGCAACGUGCUCCAUUCGUUCCGUUCAACCCCGCCGAUUUUACCCAACUGUCCGCCCACGUUGUUUGAGGUCCAGAAUAUCCCUGUUAUAUCAUUCGUGUCGGAAGACGAAGAUACCAAACAAGCUUAUGUCAAGACUCAUGGAAAUCCUGACAGUCCAUGGGAGUCAUGGUUUAUUGAUGAUAUGUCCGCUAGUGAUCAGGCCCAACAAGUUGCUGUUGGAAUACUUGGCCGUGUUCCGGCGGAGACUGCACCCAAGCCGGAGGAGGAAAGCGAAAUACAAAUUGAGCUUGUCUGCGCUCGCGCACCAUCCCAAGGAAGUUCAUCGAGCGACGGUUGA